Aspergillus terreus NIH2624 is the source of this 912-nucleotide messenger RNA. Its product is annotated as alpha-ketoacid dehydrogenase subunit beta. The transcript has 3 exons. Gene Ontology annotation, molecular function: catalytic activity. The record is from RefSeq and is a predicted model, not a curated record. Gene Ontology annotation, biological process: response to nutrient; branched-chain amino acid catabolic process. The coding region runs from base 1 to 912 and encodes 303 amino acids. NCBI's taxonomy places the organism in Eukaryota, Fungi, Ascomycota, Eurotiomycetes, Eurotiales, Aspergillaceae.
AUGCUCUUCGGCGAGGAUGUCGCCUUCGGUGGUGUCUUUCGCUGCUCUAUGGACCUUCAGACCGAGUUCGGAUCCGAACGUGUGUUUAAUACCCCUCUGACAGAGCAAGGCAUUGUUGGGUUUGCCAUUGGUGCUGCCGCAGAGGGAAUGAAGCCCGUCGCCGAGAUCCAAUUCGCCGAUUACGUCUUCCCCGCAUUCGACCAGAUUGUGAACGAAGCAACAAAGUUCCGGUAUCGCGAGGGAACGACCGGUGCCAAUGCGGGCGGACUAGUGAUACGAAUGCCUUGCGGCGCAGUAGGACACGGAGCGUUGUACCAUACACAAUCUCCCGAAGCCUUAUUCGCCCAUGUUCCCGGUGUCCGCGUUGUCAUGCCACGAUCCCCGGCACAGGCAAAAGGCUUGCUACUGGCGUCUAUUUUCGAACACAAUGAUCCGGUGAUCUUCAUGGAGCCUAAGAUCCUGUACCGUGCGGCUGUCGAGCACGUCCCCAACGAGUAUUACACUAUCCCCCUGAGUAAGGCCGAAGUCCUGAAGCCAGGGAAUGAUGUGACAAUCAUCUCCUACGGUCAACCGUUGUAUCUCUGCUCGUCGGCUAUUGCCGCCGCGGAGAAAGACUUUGGCGCAAGCGUAGAGCUCAUCGAUCUGCGCACGAUAUAUCCUUGGGAUCGACAGACGGUGUUGGAUAGCGUGAAGAAGACUGGUCGGGCUAUUGUCGUGCAUGAGAGUAUGAUCAACUAUGGCGUUGGUGCGGAGGUCGCCGCGACGAUCCAGGACCAGGCGUUCUUGCGAUUGGAAGCCCCGGUGCGGAGAGUAGCUGGCUGGACGACGCAUACGGGUUUGGCAUAUGAGAAGUUUAUUAUGCCGGAUGUGACGAGAAUCUACGAUGCUAUCAAGCAGACGCUGCAGUAUUGA